Molecule: messenger RNA, 3794 nt
Organism: Trichosurus vulpecula (common brushtail)
Lineage: Eukaryota; Metazoa; Chordata; Mammalia; Diprotodontia; Phalangeridae
Gene: ME2
Product: malic enzyme 2
Exons: 16
Coding region: 229-1983 (584 amino acids)
Biological process (GO): pyruvate metabolic process; malate metabolic process
Cellular component (GO): mitochondrion
Molecular function (GO): malate dehydrogenase (decarboxylating) (NAD+) activity; NAD binding; malate dehydrogenase (decarboxylating) (NADP+) activity
Source: RefSeq, a predicted model, not a curated record
CUCUUUCCCUGCACCCCGCCCCUUUACCGGAUCUCUCUAGUGUCCGCCAGGCCGCCUCCUUCAGCCGGCGCUGAGCCUCAGCCCGGUAGUCGCACGGAAAAGGGGGAGGGAGGAGAGGCGGCUGCGGCGGCCGGGAAGGAGCAUUGUCUGGGCAGGUGGAGGGAGAUACGUUGCCCCGCAGCCAGCAGCACCACCUGUCGCUUGGCUAGGAGCCCGGUGAAAGAAAAGAUGUUCUCCAGAUUAAGAGUAGUUGCCUCUCCUUGUACAUUGGCAUGUCGAAGUGUACACACCAAAGAAAAAGGAAAGCCAUUAAUGUUGAAUCCAAGAACAAACAAAGGAAUGGCAUUUACAUUGCGAGAACGACAAAUGCUUGGACUUCAAGGACUUCUACCUCCUAAAAUAGAGACACAGGAUAUUCAAGCUUUACGAUUCCAUAGAAACAUAAAAAGAAUAAGUGAUCCUUUGGAAAAAUAUAUCUACAUAAUGGGAGUCCAAGAAAGAAAUGAGAAGUUAUUUUAUAGGAUUCUUCAAGAUGAUAUUGAAAGAUUAAUGCCAAUAGUAUAUACCCCAACAGUGGGGCUAGCCUGUUCACAGUACGGACACAUCUUUCGGAGACCAAAGGGAUUAUUUAUUUCAAUCUCAGACAGAGGCCAUAUUAGAUCAAUUGUGGAUAACUGGCCAGAAAAUGAUGUUAAGGCUGUUGUGGUAACUGACGGAGAGAGAAUAUUGGGUCUUGGAGAUCUGGGUGUCUAUGGAAUGGGAAUUCCAGUAGGAAAGCUUUGUUUAUAUACAGCUUGUGCUGGAAUACGACCAGAUAAGUGCCUCCCUGUGUGUAUUGACGUGGGAACUGACAAUCCAUCGCUCUUGAAAGAUCCAUUUUAUAUGGGCUUAUAUCAGAAAAGAGAUCGCUCCCAGCGUUAUGAUGACCUGAUUGAUGAAUUUAUGGAAGCCAUUACUGACAGAUAUGGCCAGAACACACUUAUUCAGUUUGAAGACUUUGGAAAUCAUAAUGCUUUCAGGUUCCUGAGAAAAUAUCGAGAGAAAUAUUGCAUUUUCAAUGAUGAUAUUCAAGGGACAGCCUCUGUAGCACUAUCAGGUCUUCUUUCUGUACAGAAAGUUCUUGGUAAACCAAUCUCAGAGCAUACUGUCUUGUUCCUUGGUGCAGGAGAGGCUGCCCUUGGAAUUGCAAAUCUCAUUGUUAUGGCCAUGGUGGAAAAUGGUAUUCCAGAAGAAGUAGCACAAAAAAAAAUCUGGAUGUUUGACAAGUUUGGCUUACUAGUUAAGGGAAGGAAAGCUAUGAUAGAUAGCCAUCAAGAACCGUUUGCUCACUUACCUCCUGAAAACAUACCUAAUACUUUUGAAGAUGCAGUAAAUAUACUUAAACCUACGGCUAUUAUUGGUGUUGCAGGUGCUGGCCGACUUUUUACUCCCAAUGUGAUCAAAGCCAUGGCCUCAAUCAAUGAACGGCCAGUAAUAUUUGCAUUAAGUAAUCCUACAGCAAAGGCUGAAUGCACAGCUGAAGAAGCAUACACACUUACAGAGGGUCGAUGCUUAUUUGCCAGUGGUAGUCCAUUUGAGCCUGUGAGAUUAAAAGAUGGGAGACAUUUUAUCCCAGGCCAAGGAAACAAUGCUUAUAUUUUCCCAGGUGUGGCACUAGCUGUAAUUCUUAGUGGUGUUCGGCACAUCAAUGAUCAAGUCUUUCUAGAAGCUUCAAAGGCAUUAACAGAACAAUUGACAGAAAAGGAGCUAGCCCAGGGAAGACUUUACCCACGACUCUCUAAUAUUCAGGAAGUUUCAAUUAACAUUGCUAUUAAAAUUACAGAAUAUCUAUAUGCCAAGAAGAUGGCUUUCCGUUACCCAGAACCAGAGAACAAGACCGAGUAUGUUAGAUCAAGAAUAUGGCGAAGUGACUAUGAUUGCUUGCUGCCAGAUGUAUAUGAAUGGCCUGAAUUUGCAUCACAACCUCCCAAAAUAUCUGAAUAGAAACAUACAUACUUCCCUAAAGAACAUUUGCUAAGCUGCAGGGACCUCCCAGGAUCCUCUUUUUUUCCAGACCAAGUAGAGAAAAUGUUUGAGAUUUGCAGUUUUUUUCCCCCAUAUUUUGUUGUCUUACUACAUUUUGCUUGAUUUAUUUCCCCAAGUAUCUACAAAUCUUAUUUGUGAUAGAAUACAUCACCUACCUUGUUCAUGGAUUUAAAAAAAUAAGUUCAAAUGACUGUAAUGUUCUAAUACAAACUUGGAACAGAUACCGCACCAUAUAUGUUUAAAAUAUAUAUAUUUUUAAUACGUAUUUAUUUGUAUUCCCAUUCACUGCUGACUGCCAAAGCAAAGUUACUUCUGCCAUUAUGAUUAAUAAUCUUCUCCCAGCCAGUUCCUUCAGAAUUAUUUAAAAUUCACUCCUGUGGAUGUGAAUAACAAAUUUUGAAUUCUAACUGGAAGCAAGAAAUCCCUGUAAUUAGAAAAAUUUACACUUAUCCAAAGUGUAGAAGAAAGCUUUUCCUGGUGUCCAAAAUAUUAUUCCUUCAUUCAGGUGUUUUUAACCAUCUUUUUGUAAAUCUCUGACAGACCAGGUUGUGAGAUAGGAAAAGUUUACCAUAAUAUUUAUUUUCUCUAUAUGGCCUAAAAUAUUAUAUUGGUACAGUGAAAAGGGAGCUAGUAUUAGUCUUAGAAAAACUAAGGAAAUGGUCAGCCAGUCUAUUGAAAAAUACACCAAAAUUGUAAUGAGACCCUUUUCUUUUUUUAAUUUUGGUUUGUAAUUCUUAGCACCCUAGUUAAUUGCUCAGUCUUAAAGUUAUAUUCAGAAGCAAGCAUAAUUUACAAUACUUGCAUUUUCUUGGAUUUCAAGUGAUUCCUUAGGAAAGGGGUGUAACAUAGUAGAGGACUUAAUAUAAUGCCCCAUAUAUUCAUAAAUUAUUCAACUAAAUGUAUUGUCCCCUUCAUCAUCAUCACUUCGGGAAUCUAUGAACUUCCUCCAAUUGCCCUGCCAUUUCUCACAACAUUUUUAGAACUCCUUGGAAUUAUCUGCAGAGUACUGGGUUUUUUUGUUUUGUUUUGUUUUGUUUUUUACUAAAAUCUUCAUCCUUUGAGACAGAUUUGAGUUUUAGAAAUAGCCAAAAAUUGUUCAGAGGCAAGUCUGAUAAAUAAGAUGGGUUAUGAAGAUGGGUAAGGUAAUACCUUUUGCAGGCUAGGAAUUCAAGUAUGUCUAUAAAAUAGUGAGAUUAAUUUUCUUUCUUUUAAACUGCCUUUUGGAGGUAAUUCCAAACAAAAGAGUUCCAGAUUUGAAAAAUAAUAAUUAAUUGGAAGAAUACAUUUUGAUCAAUAUGGAACUUUAUAAUCUCAUUUCAAAUGUGUAAAUUAUUUGAUUUUCUCCAAAAUAUUCAUUUGCUUUAACAUUAUAGAAAAAUGUGUAAUGGUUAAUUUCUAUCCUUUGUUUCAUUUCUUCAGUAGAGAGAGUUGUUGAAAGAUUGAUUGAUGGUAUUCUGAGUAUGAUUAAGUGGUUAUUGAAACUCAGAAAACCUUCAGUUGAUCCCCCUUGUAUAAUAGGGCUAUACAGGAGAUUUGGUUUAGACAGGUAUAAAGGGAUGCCCUAAUUAUUCACCACUUAGAAAUCUGUUUCCUGUGAAAUAAGUAAAUUAGAUCCACAUUUGUACAUUUUUCAUACUUGGAAGAUAAAGCAUUUAAUUUUUUUUUUCUCAUUGAUCUUCAUUUAAAAUAAGUAGCCUUUAAAAUGAUCCUAUCCAUGAAAUUGUAAUAAUUUGAGGUUCUAAUAUAGUAUUAAACAAUGGACAUAAUUA